GUCACUGCCUGACUCCUCCCUCUUCAGUUCAUCUCAAUUCAGUUUUUUUACUGAGAGAACGACAAACACGACUUCACCCACACAGCGGUUACGGCUCUACGUGCACAUUCUCCGGGGAUUGCUAAGGGAUUUCAAUGUUUGGCCCGUUCUUUCAUUUCUGUGUUGAUUCGGAUCACACAUAUAUGGCGUUUGUGACCAUCUGCGGAGAGUUCUGCCAGGCUCAGCACCUUACCUUCGUGGACAAGUGAAUUGUUAGCCACCCGUGGGACUACGCUACCCAGAAGCCUCCCUGACAGCCAGCACACUGGGCCCAGUCUGUCUCUUCUAUACCCUUUUGUGAUCCCGUGUAGUCCUCAAACACACCCGCCUCACUUCCUCCCUACAGCCUUUUCUCCCUGUAGCCAAUCAGAAACUCUUCUCCUGAAUGGGGUAAUCUCAAUUGUCUCAGUUGGAUGACUGAGGGAUAGUCUCCUUUUUCCUUUUAAUUUUCUCAUCCCUUUUUUUAAUGCAUCCUUUGAACAUUGUGGACUAGAUCACCCUCAUUUUGACUUUAGUUUGAACUUCUAGUAGUCUAGUGUCCACCCUCCAUUGCACCCAAUAUAUAUAUUUUUUGUCUAUUUAUUUUUUCAUACUGCUGAAAACUGAGCCAAAGAUUUUUUUAAAGAAACAAAGGAACAGGAAUUAUAAGUACUUCAUUGUAAUUGUUUUAAAGACGUCUUGCCAACAUGAACCGCCCUGCCGCUGUUGAGAUUUCCUAUGACUGCAUGAGAUUCCUCAUCACACACAACCCCACCAACUCCACUCUCAACAAGUUCACUGAGGAGCUGAAGAAGUUUGGGGUGAACACACUGGUCAGAGUAUGUGAAGCCACCUAUGACAAAGCACCAGUGGAGAAGGAGGGCAUACAGGUCCUGGACUGGCCCUUUGACGACGGAGCUCCACCCCCAACCCAGAUUGUAGAUGAUUGGUUAAACCUGCUGAAGACUAAGUUCAGAGAGGAGCCAAAAUGCUGCGUUGCUGUUCACUGUGUUGCAGGGUUGGGCCGAGCACCUGUACUGGUGGCUUUAGCCUUAAUUGAGUGUGGAAUGAAGUAUGAAGAUGCGGUGCAGUUUAUAAGACAGAAGAGACGUGGAGCCUUCAACUCCAAACAGCUUCUUUACCUUGAAAAAUACAGACCCAAGAUGCGUCUGCGGUUCAAGGAUCCCAACGGUCCCAACUGCUGUGUCCAGUAAUGUGUCAUUCUGUCAGUCAUACAAAACAACAGUGGAAAGUUGAACCAGGGUAAAAGGGAGCAAAAGCUGUGGGGUAUAAUUGUGGUGAUUUUAUCAAAUGAAUCAUGGCUAAUCGAUGACAGAGAUGUAAUGAAUGAUAGCUAAUCUAUGGAUUCACCAGCAGUAUCAGUGAGAAGGGUCAAAGCACACAGAUGAGCCCACAACCUGGUUGGUUAACCAGCGUUGACAGUCAUGGGCAAGAAUAUACACAAGUUCCCCUGAUUUCCCACAUUUCCAAUCAUUUGAUGACUUUUUAUUUUGUGUUAUUUCGGAACGAGUACUUUGAACCAUGAUGAAAAGAUUUACAUUUGCUGUCAGUUGAUUUUUAUUAAGACUUUUAUUGUUUGGCAUGUUCCUUUUGUCUUUUUUUUUUCUUUUUCUUUUUUUUGUAAUAAUUUCCACACACAGUAGCCAAUUUUGUUACAGAAACAACUCUGAAGUAUUUUUGCACAAAACAACAUUUUAAAGAAGUUCCUCUCCAAUGCAGCAAUUGCCCCCUUUGAAAUCACUUUUAAUUUAGGGUUAGCCUAGGUUUUAAAUAUGUCAGCUGUAUUUAUUCACUAUAAUUAGUGUGUCUUGUCAGGAGUGUGGUUGGGGUUAGGACACUUUUCUUUCUUUUCGUGGAGCCAUGUUAUUUUCUCUCAUAAUCUUUAUCUCUGGGGAGUGCAAUAUUCAGUCCAGCUUAGAAAAGCCCUCACCCUUAGGACCGUCCUACAUCCAAAUUCAAAUACAGGAAGAUACUUGGCUUGUCGUAGGUACUCACUUUCUAUAGCUACUUUUUCUGGCUGCUCAGUAAAAAGCUUUAUUUGUUGGCCUGGCUGUGACACCCACACAUAAAGUGUACACUUUAUCUGUCACCCCACUGUUCAGCCCAUAGACACACUGAAGGAAGUGAGAGACGGGAGACUAGUCAGCUCUGGGUUUAUUUAAUUAAACUUUUUUUAUUAUUAUUAUUAUUAUUUUUCUUUUAAUCACUGUGCCCAUUUUGAAAACACCCCCACUUCAUCUUGGUUUGAAGACAAAUAAAUGCAUUGAAAAUGA
This is a messenger RNA of Cyprinus carpio (common carp), 2312 nucleotides long. RefSeq names its product protein tyrosine phosphatase 4A2b. Bases 726 to 1232 code for a protein of 168 amino acids. The transcript has 6 exons. The record is from RefSeq and is a predicted model, not a curated record. NCBI's taxonomy places the organism in Eukaryota, Metazoa, Chordata, Actinopteri, Cypriniformes, Cyprinidae. Gene Ontology annotation, biological process: protein dephosphorylation. Gene Ontology annotation, molecular function: protein tyrosine phosphatase activity. Gene Ontology annotation, cellular component: nucleus.